AUGUUCUCAUCAUCAAACCGCACACGGUACCAGGAAGGCAGCUUCUCGAAACAUCGAGCAAGCAAGUCGAAGUCGUCCAAGAAGAACCCUUCCUUCAAGGAUUCGCCCAGAAGAGUAGAGAAAUUAGCACAACAAGCGCAGGCAUCCUCAGCGCAACCUAGUCCGACAUCGCCGUCGCUUGGGAGUGCAAUUGUCACCAUAUCCGUCGGCCGCGAACAACGCCUCUUCGCCGCCCACGAAGACGUCCUCUCCCACUCGCCCUGGUUCCAAUCCCUCUGCUCGGGCCAAUUCUUCCAAACAACCAACAAGCGCAUCGACCUCCCCGACGAAGAACCCGAAGUCUUCUCCUCCAUCCUCGAGUACCUCUACAAAGGCGACUACUACCCCCGCGUCGAGUACGACAAGAAGCGCAACAGCUGGAACCUCGAAGACGCCGGCGCCGGCGCCAACAAUCCCCACGAAGCCGUCAUCCAGUCCUCUGUCGGCCCCAUCUUGAAAGACACCAUCAUCUAUUGCCAGGCAGACAAGUACGGGCUCCAGGAACUCAAGAAGUUGGCGCUGAAGAAGCAAGGAUUGCAAUCUGGCAUCCAGUGCUCGACCAUCCUUACGUCGGCGCGGUAUGCGUAUGCGAAUACGCCUGACAACGAUUCCAAGCUGCGUGCCCACUAUCUUGCGCUUAUCAUCCGGGCACGCCACACGUUCAAGCGCAGUGGCACUAUGCAGAAUGAGAUGGAGAGUGGUGGCAAGCUCUUCUUCGAUCUGUUCGUCGCCAUGGUCAAUCACAUGGAUGAUUUGUCUGCCAAGCCCGCGUACUAG
Messenger RNA from Bipolaris maydis ATCC 48331, 816 nucleotides. RefSeq lists its product as uncharacterized. NCBI's taxonomy places the organism in Eukaryota, Fungi, Ascomycota, Dothideomycetes, Pleosporales, Pleosporaceae. The record is from RefSeq and is a predicted model, not a curated record. Gene Ontology annotation, molecular function: protein binding.